AUGGACAUUGGGUACGGUUGCUUUGUGAUAAGGUUUGAAAAUCGUAAAGAUUACCUUUACGUGCUCCUCGACGGGCCUUGGAAGAUUUUUGAUAAUUACCUUGUCAUCCAACGUUGGGUUCCAGAUUUCAAGCCAAGGAAGGCUAAGCUUUCAAAAAUGGCAGUCUGGGUUAGACUGCCGGAUCUCUCGGUUGAGUACUUCAGAGACGAUGCCAUGAAAGCUAUCCUGGAAAACGUGGGUAAACCUUUGAAGUUGGAUCGAACUACGGCCGACAGGGAACGCGGGCGCUUCGCGAGAGCAGCAGUAGAGGUUGACUUGGACAAGCCUCUGGUUACAGAGAUUUGGGUAAGGGAUGAAGUACAAUAUGUUGAGUACGAGGGCUUGCACGUUGUGUGUUUUGGUUGUGCCAUGGUUGGCCAUCGCGAACAGUCAUGUCCUUUAAAUUCGGCCAAGUCGCCGGAAAUGCCAAUCUCAGACCUGAAUGCAGAGCCUCAGGCUGAAUCUGAACAACCACAACAACAGACUCCCGUAGCACAGCCAAUGGCGACGGGAACGGAAAAGCGGCCCUACGGCUCCUGGAUGCUCGUGACCAGGAAAAAAAUUAAUAACAAGAUGAAUGGGCAGAAGAAUGCUCAGCAGCAUAGCCGGAGCCAAACUACAAAGGCUCACUCAAAUGAUAACCGUUUUGAAGCGUUGGCCGGCAAUACUGACUCGGGAGCUACCGAGAGGGUGAAUCCACCGAGAUCACACAAUGAGAAGGGUUCUAGCUCACGCCAUAUUAAUAACAUUCCUAGAGGUGGCAUGCAAGCUAAAGGUCGUGGCAAUACUAGAGGAGGUAGACGUGGUGGCCGCUCCUUCACUCUGGAAAUGCAAAGGGAAAAUGCAUGGCUGAACCAGCAGCCGACAGCUGGCGUUUUCACGUUUGGAGGAACCCAGUCUCCUUCAGGGUCCUAG
This is a messenger RNA of Ipomoea triloba (trilobed morning glory), 954 nucleotides long. RefSeq lists its product as uncharacterized. The transcript has a single exon. The record is from RefSeq and is a predicted model, not a curated record. Bases 1 to 954 code for a protein of 317 amino acids. Lineage: Eukaryota; Viridiplantae; Streptophyta; Magnoliopsida; Solanales; Convolvulaceae.